Messenger RNA from Aspergillus uvarum CBS 121591, 3032 nucleotides. RefSeq names its product Zn(II)2Cys6 transcription factor. Gene Ontology annotation, cellular component: nucleus. Gene Ontology annotation, biological process: positive regulation of transcription from RNA polymerase II promoter by galactose; DNA-templated transcription. The record is from RefSeq and is a predicted model, not a curated record. Gene Ontology annotation, molecular function: zinc ion binding; RNA polymerase II cis-regulatory region sequence-specific DNA binding; DNA-binding transcription factor activity, RNA polymerase II-specific. The coding region runs from base 334 to 2706 and encodes 790 amino acids. NCBI's taxonomy places the organism in Eukaryota, Fungi, Ascomycota, Eurotiomycetes, Eurotiales, Aspergillaceae. The transcript is spliced from 2 exons.
CAGUUAGUUCAGUACUUUAGUUUACUCUUUAGUGCUAGGGACGAUAAGGUACGGAAUCGGAUGGUGACUGACAUCACAUGACUUGCUUACGCUCCCUGCCUUCUUCCUGUUCUUUUCUCUCCCUCCCACUUCUUACCGCUUCAGCUCCAACCCCUCCAUUCUCCCACACUCAUCUUUUCUUAUCUUCUUCCCCUCCUCUGGCGUUGAAUUGAUCUCGUCCAACUCUGCGGCUGGUUCAGCUCGAAUGAUUCCGCAAUUGUUGAUAUCCACAUCUGUUCUCGCCCGGAUCCUGUCCUCCUAUCUCUAAAAGCCAAAGGCCAAAAGCCGAACGCCAUGUUCUCCACCUUCUCCGCCAACCUCAACUCCACCGAUCGCCCCGCGGAGCAACAGCCCGCCGCCGCUCCCCGUCCCAAACGGAACCAGGUCGUGCGUGCCUGCGACUGGUGUCGCGUCAACCGCAUCAAGUGCGACGAUAAACAACCCUGCCAGAACUGUCGCAACCAUGGCGGCUACUGCAGUAACACCAAGCAGUUCGAAGCUCAUUCCCUGCCCGCCGCCAACCGGGAGAUUCAUCGACUACGGAACCGGCUUAAAGAUUUACAAGAACAACUAGAGAAAGCGACCCAGGAAACUAAAACUCUCCGUCGCCAAUCCCCUACUGCCUCGAAUUUUGCUACCUCGGGUCACGCCACUCCCGCCGAGCUCCCAACUUCACAUCGUCAAACAUGGGACGGUGUCUAUAGUCCAGGGUCCCAGACUGGUGGCGUGAUUCACUACGGGCCGCUCUCCGCGCCUUACCUGGUGUUGCGCCUGAAUCGGUUCAUGUCUGAGUCAGCCAACCAACUUCACCUCAAAUCGCCGCUUCCCGUCCGACUUUCGCAGAUCCAUCGCCAUUCUCCGACAGUGUCACUGGAGCAACUGUCGGACGAGACGGAGCGCCCCAGUCUUCGUCUGGGGCUGGCGGAGGUUGACGACCUGUCUCGCGAGCAAGAAGAACAUUUCCUGGUGCUGCUCUGGCAGGCGUAUCACUGGAUGUAUCCCAUCGUAGCAGAGGAGGAGUUUCGACAGUACUAUGACUCCCUCUGGGCUGGAAGCAACGGUCAAAGCCCCCGACAGCCCUCCGCGCUCGUGGACAGCUUGCUAGCUGUGUGCAUGCAAUAUGGCAGCACCUUUUUGGCCGAUGAUGAGGUUAUGGGGGACGGUGAGACGGCGUCGCAGACCAGCCACUUCACCACUGCUGCGCAUGCCUUUUACCGUCGGAGUCAACGCGUCUUGAUGGAGAACCUCGAGCAUCCGUCCAUUCGAUCGCUGCAGAGCCACAUCUACUGCAUCAUCUAUCUCUACAAUACUGCAAACCUGGACACUGCCCAUGCUCUGCUCGGGUUGGCGAUCAGAGCGGCGCAUAUCCUGCGCAUCAAUAUCCGGCCCUUGGAGUCAACCCCGAAGGCCUCGCAAGAGCUGCAUUCUCGGAUCUGGUGGACGCUGUACCAGCUCGAUAGUCAGAUUUCGAUGACGCUGGGUCGACGGCCCCUCAUCAACCCCGAUGAGGUGGGUUGCGCGAUGCCGCAGGAUUCGAGUGGCGCGGGACAGCUAUCGGCCACGGUGUUGGUGUCGCCUCCGGACGAAGACAUUAGCUGGCUUAGCUUCCAUGUACAGUACAUCCGGCUGACGGCUGCGGCACGCGGAAUCUACACUGCAUUCAGCGCACGCUGUACUGAAUUGCUGCAGGCAAAGAGCAUCCAAGAUAUCCACGAAGAUCCAGCCACCAUGGAGACGCUUGCCGGAUUUCUAGGUGACAAGAUUCGGGUAAUGUAUGAGUGGGGACAGAAUGUGCCACGGUCUCUCAAGAACCCACGCAAGGGCUCGGGAGAAGCAUUCUGCACCGACCGCACGCCGCUGAAUCUGAACCCGGCUAGCCCGCUCUGGCUGCAGCGUCAGCGGCUGCUCCUGGAAGUGAUCUAUCACCACCUCCAGAUGGCCAAUUUCCGUCCCUUCAUUCGCUUCCCGCCCCGUGGAGCCUCCCUCACCCCGCUGUCAGAUAGUCACAGCAUCGCGGCGCUUAAUCACGCGGUGGUAGUGACACUGAUUCUUAAUCAAGUACUUUCCGAAACCGACCUACUGUGUGGAUGGACCUCGGCCUUCCAGUACCAGUGGGACGCCACCAUCUGUAUCCUUUCGUUUGUGUUAGCCAAUCCGGUGUGUCCACCAACGCCAGCGGCACGCAAGAUCCUGCCGACGGCGCUGCGCACCCUCGAGAAGCUGGGCCAGUCCUUUGGCCCGGUCGCCAACACGGUGCAAGCCGCCUGGGAACAAUUCAGGACGAGCUCCACUCCCCGCGGAUGGUCGCAGCUCACGCCUCCCAGCCAGAGCUCGGCCGACUCGGUGAUUGCGCCGCCGACAUCCGUGGCGCCUCCCGCGGCGGGUCUCGGCCACUCGCGGUCGGGGUCGGUGGUUCCGCCCACCACCGAUCCCUUCUCCGGCUUCUUGACGCCACUGCCCAAACUGCCCGCGGGAAUGAUCUUUGGCCCCGCCGACUUCGGCGAUCCCGCCACCAUCACCCCGCCGCUGGAGCUGAUGGACGAUCCCGCGUUCGCCGGGCUCUCCAACGAUUUCCUCAUGGGGACCGGGGGCGGUGCGCCGUGGUUGUCGAACGGUGCCAUUGCCGUGGAUUCUUGGGUCGGAUUCGAUGGGUCGCAGCAGGCUUGAUUCGUCAUCUUGUGUCCUGUCGCGAUGACUGAUUCACGAACUCGUGCCUGGUUAUUUCAUGUAAAAUCUUGCGGUUGCAAUGUCGUUGAAAAUAGAACUGAUGAUUUGUCUGUGUUGUUGUGUUGUCUUACAUGAAUGAUGAUUCUCGCGCACUGUUCUUAGAUUCCCUUGCUGCAGCUGUGAUUUGACGGAGUUCUCAGGAUUUGUUUGUAUUGUCCUUUUGGUCGUUCUCUGUGGGUUGAUUGGUUUUGAACAUAUGGUAUCCCAUUCUGAUAUGAUAAUGAAACUUCUUGGUCUUCACGAUGCUCAUGGGCGGGUUGAUGAAC